AUGUAUUCAAGUUCCAUGAACACCAUCGCCCACUUUUGCAGACCCAAAUAUAGGGACAGGAAAUUUCACAUUUACAACCCUCAUUGUCCUCUUCGAAGGGGAAUCAUUUGUUAUUGCCGGAACGACACGAUAUUCGAGCACAACAUCCAUUCCUCUGGAAAACAUGAGCCACGAAUCAUUGUCCCGAAACAUCCGUCACGGACUUUCACAAAAAUGUCGUUCGUCCCCGUCAAAGGCAAUCGGAUCCUCCUAUUCGCAAAGUAUAGAGAGUUGAGAAUUGCCGAGUCCUGUCUACACCUAUCAAUCCAUGAAAUCCGCUCUGAUCAUCGUGUUGGUCCUGCUCUGUGGUCUUUCAAUGGUAGUGUUCGUGGUCGCUUCGAUAUUCGUCAUCUGAAGCUGAUAAAAUCCACCGAAAAUGAAUUGGGAAUCACUUUUUGGGUGCGAUUUGACGACCAUUGGAAGCUGUUCGACAUCUCUACUACCGUUGAAACUGAUGCCUCAAAUAAUCUUCCUCUAAUUGAGUCAGGGAGAAUUGAUUUUGAUCUAAAGUUGAAGUGGAAGCUGGAGUCGUUUGGGAGUCCCGUCAUGCUAUCCCCUGACACACGCAUUCUCCUAGACAUGGAUGUAGAGAGACGACACAAUGAAACAAUUGACAUUCACUAUUUGGAUCCUGUUGGUACAAACUUUUCCUUCGUUACCCGCCUGUCUAUUCCCGUUGCAGAAACAGAAUAUUCACCACAAUUUGCAUUUUCUGCCGAUGGGUCCAAGUUUGUUAUGGCUAUGGCUCGCGGCGGCGUGUUUGUUUGGGAUACCCGAAGCAAAGUGCCUUUACGGACAUUCACGGGAAACCCCUUGCUUAUCCAGCCUCAACAAUUCCUUCAAUUUAACAGUGGAAAUUUAGGAAAGGAAAUUCUCGUAUCUGUAGAGCACAAUCGUUCAGAUCUUGCAAUCAUUCAUGUGAUCGAUGUGACGUCGUUUGAGACGAAAGAAAGGCUUUUUUUAAAGACAGAAAAAUAUUUUCCAGUUACGCUUUUCUUCGAUCCAGACGGGAGAACUCUGUAUGCUGAACAUCGCGGAACACUCUACGAGUGGGACCUGCAAAAAAAUAAGACUGGCCCUGAAUGGUGGAGCGGGGAUGAGUAG
This is a messenger RNA of Laccaria bicolor S238N-H82, 1143 nucleotides long. RefSeq lists its product as uncharacterized. The coding region runs from base 1 to 1143 and encodes 380 amino acids. The transcript has 4 exons. The record is from RefSeq and is a predicted model, not a curated record. NCBI's taxonomy places the organism in Eukaryota, Fungi, Basidiomycota, Agaricomycetes, Agaricales, Hydnangiaceae. Gene Ontology annotation, molecular function: protein binding.